Messenger RNA from Chilo suppressalis (striped riceborer), 7954 nucleotides. NCBI's taxonomy places the organism in Eukaryota, Metazoa, Arthropoda, Insecta, Lepidoptera, Crambidae. The record is from the annotation of a GenBank genome assembly.
CUGCAGCAAGGAAAUGUACCUACCUAGUCUCAAAAGUACAAGUUUUUACUAAUUUACUGUAUAUUUAUAUGGUUAAUUCCUUUCCUAUUUAAGAAUGGCGUUAUUUUUAGAAGAUCCAGGGAAGAGGAGAAUCAAAGUAGUCAAGAAUUUGAUGUGUGCCAUGGAAACAAGAUUUUGUAUUGGAAAAGGUAUGCAAGUUAAUGAAAAUCAUUACUUAUUUUAAUCAUAAAAUGGUAUUUAUAAAAUAAAAUAUACUAAAUAUGUUUUAAUUAAGAUCUUAUUAUCAAAUGAAUUAUUUUCAUUACAUUGAAUCAGCAUAAUAAAAAAAAUAGGACCAGGUAGUCUAUUAAAUAGGUACUUAUUUAUUAUUUUGGAACCCAAUUCCUUUACAUACUGCAAUCAUUAUUUAUUUACAUCCACUUUAAUAUAUAUCAAUUUAAUGUAGAGUAAGCAUCUAUUGAUGAAGUUAAAUAGGUAUACCUACAAGAAUUCAGAAUACAAAUGAAACUUAUAAUAUUACCUUCUUAUUACACAUACAAUAAUAAUUUAUAUAGCAAAAAAGUAAAUCGGUAGGCAAUGAUAUAUUUGAAUUGAAGGUCUAAAACUAAAAUAGGUAAUAGUUAUAUUAUUUUGAAGUGAGGUUUUUGCCAAAAUCUCUACCAUUCAUGUCUUGUUGUAUACAUAAUUGCAUAACAUUGUAAGUAAUAAUUAUUUAAAAUAGGUAGGCCUAUUUAGGUACAUUAUGACAAUACAGUAAUUAAUUGUGUAAAACAUGAAACAUAGCAUUCUUUAUAGACUGGCGAGUGUCCGCGUGCGUGACUAGGUACUACCUACGCCCGCAAGAAAUCAAGUUUUAUAUUCGUGAAAAGCAGUAGGUAGCAUGAGACGUCGGAGAUCCUUUUAUCUUUAAUUUUUCCCCUAUGAUGUUUUUACGCAAUUGUUUAUACCUAAAUGUAUCCACAUAAUUAUCAGUAUUUUGCAAACUUUUAGCAGGUAACCCAAGCUACUCUGUAAAAUUUUGUUUUGUGCACGUGUUUUAUCAGAUUUUCAUCUAUGACAAAGUUUAGGCACGUCUGGAUGCCGGAAAAACUUGGAAGGAUUUCGUUUCCUUUAUUUCGGAAAUUCGUUUUUUUUUAAUCGUGUACCAUAGACGCCUGCCAUUUUAAGAACGUGCGUGCACUACGAUAAAAACCUUAUUGCGGAAUUGCCGCACGGUUGUGGAUCAAAUGCUAUAAGAGACCGUAUUGUGUCCAAAACGGCACGACUACGGUCCUAAUUAUGGUAUGAUUGUAAAUCUAAAAACACUAUGAAAUCUAUAGCUGUCUUUGUAAACAUACCAUUUUGAUAACCUAAAAAAAACAGAACCGGAAGUAGACUGAAUACACGAGUCAAAUUGUUUCAAAUUUAGAAAUAGGUUUACUUGUAAAUUAAAGCGAUAUGAAUGAAAUAUAUAAUAUAUUAUUUGCAUUGGAUUGUUUAUUGUUCUGUACAUAUUAAUGAGUAUUUUAAUUUAAAAGCAGUUAACUAUUUACCUACUUACUUUUCUUUGACGCAUUAUCGCGGCUACUUGACAGUAUCGUUUUUUAUUACUUUUAAUUUUUUAAGACUUCUUAGAGAUAAAAUUAGUAUUCUUAUCGCCAUAGAAAAAUGUUAAAUUGAAUUACAAAAAUCUUAAUAAAGGGUUAGCAUAGAUUACAAUCUUUGUUUAAUAUUUAGCGCUCUUUUGACUUUACCGCGCAAGUACCUAGUUCAAGGACGUAAUGUGCUAUCUCUUUCCUAUUUAUGAUAUUAGACAAAGAGUGAUGAACUGUUCGCCUGCAUGCAUUUCGUCGUCAGUGUUUGUCGAUGAAUGCGAGUGCUGCUCCCUUCUCAGUGAAUUUAGUGAUAAUUGAAGUUAUUCCGCCAUUAGCGCUUUGUAUUUUAUAAUUUUUGAUUUCUGUGGUGUUCCAACUAGCUUCUUAUUCACAUAAAGUCAGUGUAUCUUCACGCUAAUUGCGUUCAACUUGUGUGUCUCCCUACAAACCGUAUCAUUUCCUGUUUCACGAUACAGAAACAAGCAACUGCGAUCGCUAGCUAGCGUACUCUUUUCGUUAUCACAAACAAGCCGCUCUACAAUAGAUCCGUCAGUUUUGGAUUGCGUAUUAUGGAGCCGGUGGAGAAGUAAAUUAACAGAAAAUGUCAAACGUGGAUUAUUCAGUGCAGUGCAAACUUGUGUUAGUGUUGUGAAAAUACUCGAGGCGGGAAGUGUUACAUAAGGGAUGUGCUUAUUAGCGAGCCCGCCCUGAGGCGUCGGGCGCCGGCGUCCGAGGCGGGCUACGCGCGUGUCAUGGCUCCGGCGCUCUCUGUUGCUCCUGGAGAGUCCCACUCUUAUGACGCUACUGAGGAUAUUGACAAACUUAUUCCGCUGAGAAGACGGGCGCUUGCGUCCGUCGAUAAUUUCGCAACACACAUGGAGGAGGACGACAUGGGACUCCAAAACCAACCCAGUCUUGCCAAGGACUCUCAGGAAAUGGAACAGAUUUUAGUUGAUUUGGGCAGCAGUGAUCUAGCUCAAGCUGACUUACUUCAAGCAAUCAAAACCUUUGAAAGUGGAGAUGGACUGUCUACAGGUGACCCAGACGGGAUUUUUCCAUUGAGUGCAUUUGACUUGCCAGAAACUGCAGAUUCGGAGGGUGAUGCAGCUGAUGAUAAGAUCAGAUUGUCACAAGCACGUUUAGAACGUCGUUGUGCAUUUUUACAAAGGCGGUUAAGAAUUUUGCAAGCUAGGAGUAUUGGAAAAAGAAUAUCAGAAGAGGCUGCACAGACUUUUGAAAAGUGUAUUAAAGGAGCACGUAAAGAUGGUGGAGGUAGACCUAUUGGCCUUAAAGCUUUUUUGAAACGGGUAGAAACAACUGCAGUGCUGCAAGCUAGUGCUGCUUCCAGGUCUGUUGUGGGACCUAAAUAUUACCAUGCCAGCACUUCACAUGUUGAUGCAUCAAAGUCUGCAGCAGUUGGAAUAUCGUCAGGAACUCUUACUGGCUUGGAGGAUACUGCUGGUGCAUUGAGAUCUCACUUAUCUGUAGUGAAGCAUGAGUUGGACUCGGAUGCCACAGCAUCCUCUUCUGGAGCUGAAAGUAAUGAUGAAUCAGUAACAUACAACAAUGCACACCAACAACAUAUGCCAAUAGAGAAACGGGCAUUAUGGUCAUGGCAAAAGAAUCGUGCUUCAAUUGCUUCUCGUUGGUGCUGGCUCCAAGCUCAGGUACAAGAGCUGGAGUACAAGAUUCGCCAACACAGUGACUUGCAUAAGCAGGUCCGUGAAGCGAAAGGUCCUGUAGAAUUUGAAGGAGAGCCAGUAGCCUAUGAAGGCAGUUUACCUGGUUCCGAUGUCCCUGAUGAUCCUGCAACAGAGACUUGUGCGAGAGUUCGCCCUCUUAAACGGGAAACCUUCAAGAAGAGGAAGCUGCUGCAGAUGCAUAACUUACACAUUGCCACAGCGAAGGCUGCUAAACCAUCAGAUAUAAGUUGUAGCUGCCAGUAUUCCGUGGAGAGUUGCGGCGUCUGCACCGGCCGCGCCGAACCCACGAUGCCGGAGCCGGCGCCCUCCACCCUCCCGCCCGCACUCAAGCUGGCGCGCUGCGACCCAGCCUACCACCCCGUGCUCAGCGACAUUAAGGAUGUUCCAGCUGGCGAGCACCUGGCGGCACUGUGUUCCCGCGCGUGGUUUCGGUGGCGCGCGCGUCCCCGCGCCCCGCCCGCCCCGCGCGCACCUGCGCCCGCGCCUCGACACAAGCGCCCGCCCACACGAUUGAAAAGAGGUAGACCACCACUAUCAAGAAAAAUAAAAGAAAGAGACAGCAAGGGUGAAAAGGAUGAGGAGACUACUACUACUACAUCAAGUAAUGAACGGGGUCGCGGCCGAGCCAGUACGGAAAGCCGCGCCCGUCGCCAAUCGUACGACAUCGACAACAUCGUGAUACCGCAGAGCGUGGCUGCCAACACUCGCCCGCAGAUCCUCACCUACAAGGAGAUCCUCACACCCAAAUGGCGUGUGUUAGAGAUACCUGAAGUGGCAUUGAACAAUGGGGUCUCGAAAUCAUCUGAUCUACUAUCUAUGGAAAGCGAGGAUGAAGACAUAUCCGAGGCGGCGGUACACGCUCGCCACGUGCGCGCCGAACAACGCGAGCGCGGAAGAUACGCGCGAGCCACCCGACACCGCCGCCCCCAGGAGCCCGCCGCCGACCCUCCGCCAGCCCCGCCCCCGCCCCCACCCGCGCCCCUGCCGCCGCCACCACCCGCGCCCCCGCAGGAACCGCGCGAGAGCGUACGCCCAUAUUCGCCGCGUCAGUUCCCACUACCGGAAUGCACGUACGUGGGAAUGGUGGCCGAUAUGCCCGAGGGAUUCACUCGGCCUCCUUCCCCUGAACAAUCUCCCCCUCUACCACCCCUGCCAGACGACUACUCCAGCGAUCUAUCGCCGAUGUCCAACCCCGCCUUUGACGCAGACGACCCUGAUGAUGUCGAAUGGGACCCGAGUGCUGAAAAAGAAAAGGAUCGAAAGAAAAUGUUCCGGUGAAAUAGUGUCAGUGUUUGUGUUAAGUGACUUAAGUGAAUACAAGAUGAAGUGUCUGAUAGAAGACCAGUCGUUGUUGUGAAUAGAAGAUAAUGUACAGUGGGAUCUGAAGUAAGAAAACAUAUUUAAUUCAUGAAGAUGCCAUGAUUGUGUUAAAACAUUGGUAUCAUUGGAUAUACGAUGUGAGAAUAAUCACUGUUGUCUAAGACAAUGUAGAGCAGAAUGUAAAAUGUCUUAAGAUGUAGUACACCUGCCAAGUUAGUGUUUGUACACCGAAAUACUUGCAUUUAAGGAAAAAUCAGAAUCCAACUCCAAGAUGUCUCCAAUGACUUGUUGCUACUAACUACAAAACCAAGAAAUGUAAUCUGGAAUCUAAAUUUUAAGAAAGCAAAACACAAAAGAUCCAGAUGUGGAAAAUGGCUGGCCUCUACCUUCCUAACAUGAUGUGUUAGUGUUUGUACAAUUAUACAUCAAUUUCUCUUGCAUAUAGUGUUGCAAACAAGGGUUGACUUCACGAAAGUCUUUAUCUGUCAUCCUAAGUAUCCUAUGCUAUAGUGUUGGUGUACAAACACUGAAUAUCAAAUAUGGAAGAAAGAAGAAAAAUUAAUAGCUUUAUUGUAUAUGACUCAACACUGGAAGUUAGCUUUGUCAUUAGAUAUGGAACAGUUCCUUACUUUAUAAUAAAACAGUUAAGAUAGUUCCACUUGAGGAUCAGCAGGACUACUUUGGCUAUAUGAAACAUUAACCGAAGAAAAAUCUAUAGCUUUGCAAUAUCUUGCCAACUUUGGUUAAGCAGAAUCACAAAAAAUGUAAUAUCUAAAGUACACUUUAGAGCCUGCCAAAUGUAAACCAUAACGUGUUGUGUCCAAUCUACUGCAAUGAUCUCUAUUAUCAUGAAUUAUUCAAAUGGUAGCUUUUAUAUUUUUUUCUGCUCAUUACAAGAAGUCUUCUAUUGAUAUUCUUGGAGUGUGGAACUGCAAAAGAAGAUUCAUUUCAUUACACAAUUUUUGUAAAUUUGACUACAACCUUUUUUCAUUUAACUAUUAUUAAUUAACUGUCCCUACAAAUUACUUUUUGUGUUGAUGAUAAUUGAGUCCAGAAAAAUCACAACUGUAUUGGAAAUGUGACAUUUUGUUAUCUAAACUAACAAAAAUCUCAUUCUACAUUCACUAAUACUUAAAAAAAUAUUUAAAUGAAACAGGAAUUCACUAAAUUUGACUUUAAGCGAUUCAUUAAUGAUUAAAAUAAUGACAAUGGAAUACUACACAAAGAAAUAAUAGUUAUGAGAAUAUGUCCUGUAAAUGAAAUGCGGUCCCAAUUACUGACAAUUGUACAGCAAUCAAUGACAAAUCUGUAUAUCCCAUUACACAAUGCACCCAGUGAUAUAAUUAUAGCAAUUUUAUAAUUCUAUCACUGGGUGCAUUUGAAGCAAACUAAAAGAAAGUUUGCAAGUCCAUCACAGUAUUUAAGCAAAUUCUACUAACUUUGUGGUCUAUUAUAAACAAUCUGUUUCUCAAAAAAUAUUUUUUAAUUGUCAUAAUAUAACAGGCACAGGAACUUUUUUUUUUUACUUUUUCAAAUAGUGAAAUAUCCGUGAAUGGUGUUUUAUACUUUUACAAUAGCUGCGUUUAUGAAGUGUCAUUGGUCUGCUUUGAUGAAUGAUUUUUAUAUUUUGUCAUGUGGUUGAUUUAAUCCAAAAGUUCGAAGCUUUAGUGCUUAUAAUAAGUUUAGUGACAACUUUAGAGAGUAUGCUUUGUAUAAAUUGUAAGAAACUAACUAUGUUUAUAGUAGUAUUAGUCAUUAUAUCAUAGUUAUUGCAUAUUGAUGCUGCACCCAGUGUCGCAGGUCACCUCACUGUAAAUAUUACACCUAAUACAUUCCUUAUUUGAUUGGCUGCUUAUACUGAUAAUAUUUAACUUUUUGACAAUACACAUAAUACUUUUGGAACCUUACAAAAUAUGUAUUGCAAUAAUUAUUGCUCACUUUUAUCACAAUAUGGUAUAUUUUAAACCUUAGCAAUAUUUAGGUCCGGUGUUACUUAAAAAUAUCUGUAAUUUCAAAUUGUUUAUAUCCACACAAUCAAAUGAUCCAUGUCUUGAAGUGAUAUGUUUGAUAUGCUGUUGAUAGUACAAUAUAAAAUGGGUGCACAUUAUUAGUACAGGUAUAUGAUAUGAUUUACUUUCAAUAUAUUUUGAUUCAAAAAUUUAUAUUUAUAGUAAGUUGUUUCAAAUGUAUUUAAGACAUAUAUGUUGCCCUUUAAUAUCGCAUAGCGUUGUGUAAAUAUGUAUUACAUUUGAAAAUUUCAUAGGGCACUGAAAUAGUAACAUAUAGACUGGCUAUAUUAAAUUGUAUGUUAUGAAUCUCUAUAAGAGUAAAAUUUUAUGGGACCCCUGGUUGGAUAACUAAUGAGUUAUUUAGAAUCAACCAAAGAAAACAAUAAUUGCGUAUUUUUUGUUUGCUAAAGUGUGAGAAGUAAUGAGAACUGACUCCAUUUGUAAUAAAUUCCUCCUUAUUGAUGGGGUCCCUAAAAGCAUUUUAUUUUACUAAUGGGAAGUGAUAGUGUGUGAGUAAUUGAGUGGAGUUGUUCAAUUAAUGCUCAAGCAAAUGCAUGAAUAUAUAUAUAUAUAUUAUUAUAUAUUAAAUUAAGAUAUUUUUUUCCAUUUAUAUGCAAUUUCUGAAUAUUCUAAUUCAUCUUAAUAGGUUUCAUUAAGAAGAUUCCACAGAUCAGAAUAUGACGUCUGUUCUGGGCGAUAAAAAGGGAAAUGAAAUUGCAAUGUCACUCAUAUAAUUUUCAAGACAGCACAAUAUGACAACAGACUAUGUAAGAUCGGGUCUUGUAGCAUGGCCACUGAAAAUAAUGUACAUCUAACUGUUAAAAUACAAUGGAUUUUCACAUUUGUGGUUUCAUAAUUUGUUACAUUAUAAUGUAUUGCUGAGGUUUUGCUAUGGGACCAGUUCGCUGUAUUGAACAUUAUUAAAUUGGAUUAGGUUUGCAGGUUCUGAAAUCUGGUGCAGUAUGCUUAUUUUUGUAUUACACAUUCAACAUUUUGAACAUUUUUAUUAAUGUAAAAAAUAUUUAUGCAUUAAAAAUAUAAUACACUACGAAUUUUGUUUAACAUAGUGUAUAAUAAUUUUCACAUUGUCAAUAAUAGUUUGAUGUAAUAGAAAAAACUGUAUAAUACCGACGCAUUUGCUCGUGUCAUAAUUUUGAGGGUUGGUUGGGUGUACCGUAAAACAAGAAUUUUGUUUUUUGCUAUUUUAAAAGAAGCCAAAGUCUUCUUAUUUGUAUUGUGUAAGUAGACCUAAGGUUUUUUAAGGUGACGACAAGUCCGAUUAAGAUGUGCUUGAGAAAAUGUCUGUAUAAAAAGUUACAUUUGAUGAGUUAUAUUUUGUUUCAUUCAC